UCAGUCCCGUGGCAGGGUCCAGAGGCGAGGCGGGGGAAAGCCAGCUGACCCGCGGACGGGGCGAGUUGCGCAACUGCGGCCAGUCCCUUCCGGUCCGUGGCGGAGGUGAUAUAAGCCCCGGGUCCCAGGGCGGCGCCAGCUAGCGGGUCGCCGGACUGCGGCGGACAUGCGGCGCCAUGAGGGUUGGCAGGCCUGCGCGCUGCUGGCGGUGGCGUGUCUGGUGUUCCUCGGUCCUUGGCAAGCGGAGGCGACUCUGGACAAGCUGGAAAACUUGCCCAGCAUCUCGUCCUUCCUACCUUCCAUAGAUAAGAGCACGGUGGCGAGGUUCUUGCUGCGCGCGACUCUGUGGAAGCUGCAGAGGAAGCUGUUCUCCGGCAGCCAGCGAGGGGGCCCGGAGUUCCACUACCACCACCACGCCCACAAGCACUACCACCACUACCACAAUGGCGCACCCACCUCGUCCACACAGGCGCCCGUCCCCGUCGCCACCAGCGACAGUGCUACCACCACCACCACCCCCGAGGAGCCGGUCCUGGGAUGGGCGGGCCUGCUGGUGCCCACCCACUGGGGCGACUCUUGACCAUAGACUCACGAUAGUGUAAUUUGACUCCGGUCUUCUGCGCAUGGUCCUAACAUUGACUUCAUAUUUGCUAGUACAACUGUCAAAAUCUGCGGACAUAAUCAAUAGUGAUUUAUGUGUUUGUUUACGAAUGUUUCUCCUGAUGUUCUUAUUAGGUAUGAAGUAAUACAUACGUUUAAAAAAAUUCGAGGUGCAUACGUUAGAAGGUGAUAUAACACAGUUAGACAAGCACAAGUCACCAUGCCAUGUAUGCUGGCACUAAACUGGUAAAGCACUAGAGGGUUGUACGUGCAGUAGAUAAGACAGAAAGAGACAGAAGGACAGAACACCAAUAAUUGUAGAAAAUAUUUUAUUUGACGAUUUUUAACGACAUAAUUCUCACAUUACAACUGCUUCAAAUUGUGGCCGCCAAGAGUCAUGUAAGUUUCACACCAUCGAUGUAGUGACCACCACACAUUGGGCAUAUCUGCUAUGGUAUCAUCAGCAACAGAAAUUCAAGUGACAAGAUCUUGAUCUGAAUCGAUGGGAUGUAUGAGGCUCUUCAUAUGACCCGAGAGGAAAAUGAUGAAAUAUGAGAGAUCGGGUGAACACCGGUUGAGUUCCAAGUGUCUUGGGCUUGUCUAGUUGCGCUCUCUCAGACCAUAUGUAUGUACCACGAAUUUCGGAGGACAUUGCCUACACGCUGAAUACUGAUGCACGACGACGGUCAUAGUUGCCUACAUGUGUCAACAACAUUUGUCUACUGACUUCACUACAGAUUAUGAAAGGUGAACGAAUUUUCCAGCAAAUGAUAUGGCUGGUGAAGAAUAGUCUAGAGCAUCUUGACUCAACUUUAUGCCGUGCCGUUCUGCUACGCAAUGAUGGUGAAAGUGUGUUGAUCCAGGGUGCCAACUAUCGGGUAUUUUAACUGGGUGCUAGUUCACAGAACACGAGACUCUCCCGAGGUCGUAAUGUAGCCAUGUGUCGAGCAGGCGAAGGGCAAAAACACAGGCCAAAUAACCCAGUGUGUCUAGCCCUCCAGGAGGCUCUGCUACAGAUGAUUGACAGAAGAUUCACUGAUAAUGUAUUACUUAUUGUGGUGCACUAAAUUUAUACUAUUACUGUUGCACAUGUGGCCUGCUUCAAUCAGAACCAAGGCUCAUCGUUAUGCGGUUAUCAGCAAGCGGAUACGGACGCACUUUCGUUGUACGGGGUCGACAUGGUUGAGUGAUGGCUCGUUGCACUUUUUGUGACUGUACGCCCUUAUAGGAGGGGCAUGGUACCACGUUUAACAGUUGACUGUCAAUGUGCCCGGAGGCUGAAAUUAACUGAUGGUAAUGUGGGCUGAAUUGCUACAGGUGCUCUCUGGCCGACCACAAUGUUCACUCAUGCUAUAUUUAAACAAUAAACACUAAACGCCUUGAGGCAGGGUCUAAGUUGAAGUCACAUGAGCGGUAGUGUUACGGGUGGUUAUAACCGACCCGGUUAAUUACGACAAAGUUCUUAUGCUGGUUGUCCUUAGACAACAAACCCCUUAAGGGUAAAGGGGCGAUUGACCAGCAUGGCCACAAUUAAGUUAGAUGAUGUCUGAGUCACGACACAUGCCCGAACAAAGCUAUUUUAAAGUAAAUGCUUAUUUAACAAACCUUAUUUAAAGUUAAGUAAGCGGCCAAUGCUUUAAACCCGCCUGGUGACUAGCUGCGGAGCCUUGAACAAGGUUAGGUUUAUUGAAGUAUUGCAGUGAUGGUCAGUGAAUUAACAAAGGGUAAUGGGCCUUGCUAUGUUACACAUGUCUAGUCGUUCUGCUUACUAGCACUAGCAGAUCCAAAGGGGAAGCCAUAGUGGCAUGUUCCCUCCCUGAACCUUGAAUAUUUUUUUAAAUUUUCUUCUAAUUCCUUAAUCAGAGUAUACCAAAAGUACUUAAGUAUUAUUUUACUGCAGUGCUAUAUAUGACAGUACAUUUUUGAACCACAAAUAAAAUGUACUAAAUAUAUUAAAUUCUAAUGUUUCUAAAAUUGUAUUAGAAUUUUUAAUUUGGGCCUCCCUUGACCAUCAUUCUGGAUCCUGGUUCUGGAUCUUGGUUCUGCAGAUGGUGGAACUGGAUGAGCCACUGGUCGCGCGUGACUACCAGGGACUCGUUUUGCGGACAAUCACAUAUUAAACAGGAGGUUGUUUGAGACCAUGUUGUGAAAGGGAUUUUAAUGACUGAUUAAAUUCUCUAUAAUUG
Bacillus rossius redtenbacheri is the source of this 2786-nucleotide messenger RNA. RefSeq names its product nuclear receptor subfamily 4 group A member 3-like. Bases 167 to 580 code for a protein of 137 amino acids. NCBI's taxonomy places the organism in Eukaryota, Metazoa, Arthropoda, Insecta, Phasmatodea, Bacillidae. The record is from RefSeq and is a predicted model, not a curated record. The transcript has 3 exons.